Molecule: messenger RNA, 3090 nt
Organism: Symphalangus syndactylus (siamang)
Lineage: Eukaryota; Metazoa; Chordata; Mammalia; Primates; Hylobatidae
Gene: STARD3
Product: StAR related lipid transfer domain containing 3
Biological process (GO): cholesterol transport
Cellular component (GO): late endosome membrane; endoplasmic reticulum-endosome membrane contact site; lysosomal membrane
Molecular function (GO): cholesterol binding; cholesterol transfer activity
Source: RefSeq, a predicted model, not a curated record
CCUCUCUGGGCCUUGGUUGUCGUAUCUGUAAAAGAAGAGGAACCGUCCCUGCCCUGAGUGGACGUGAACGUGGUUGUGGAUCUGUGGGCAUGGGACGGGGGGGGCAGUAGAGCACUGGGCUGGCCUCCAGAGUGGCUACUUCCUGCUCUCUUUAGGGUUUGCCCUGUUCUUGUCUGCUGUAUAGCAUGGAGCUGAGGGCCAGGAGACCCACUGAGCAUUCAUUUAUUCAACAAUCAAUUACAAAGCACCUAUUGCAUGCCAGGCAUUGUGCUGGGCACCAGGGAGACAGCAGUGACCAUGUCAGAUAAAGCCCAUGAGGCCGUGGAGUUUACAGUCUAGUGAGAGAAGGGUAAACAGUGAAAUAAAACAAUAAAGAUCAUUUCAGAUAGUGACCCAGCUCACUGAAGAAAGGAAGGCAGCCUAGUAUCAUGUUACACUGUGAGUUGGAGCAGGAGGGUGGGAGGCUCUCUGAGGAGAGGACUUUUGAGCUGCCUGUUGAAAGGUCUGUGGGAGAACAUCUAGGCAUGGGGAGAGCCGGAUCCAAGGUCCCAAGGCAGGACAGGGCAGCUAUAUUGAGGGAUGUAAAAGAGGGCCAGAGUGGCGGUGGCAGCAAGACAAGGAGAAGGGCUGGGCAGAGGCCACCCUGUAGGCCUGGACUGAGAGGGCCUGGUGAGGAGGAGACUGUUAGCCUGAGAAGGGUGGGGAACCCUGGGAGGACAUUGGAACGCAUUCUGUAGGCCGGCUAUGUGAAGAGCAGGAGGGUGAGAGAGGCAGCCUGGAGGCCCACCCGUGAGCAGCAGAUUUCCGUGGUCCAGGCAGAGAUGGUGGUGAUUGGACCUGGGCAGGACAAGGGGUGGUGGAGCUGAGAGGGACCAAGAUGCCUGCUCUCCAUAGCUCCAAGCACACAGACACUGCUCUAGGAAGGCCCUCCCAGUUGCCAUGGAUUAGGGGGUGGGAGGGGAAGACUGGCUGCUGGGAGGGAAUGUGGCUUUGUGCUUGGAAAACAAAGAACAGAGCUUGGGGCCCUCUUCUCCUGGGGGUGGUGGCAGGCCCAGAGGCUGUUGACAGGACCAGAGGCUGGAGCUCAGGGCUGGGCCUGACAGGAGCAGGCUGCGGCCCCAGGGAUCCAGGAGUGGCCCUGCCGCUGAGGCCCCGCCCUCCCCGCCCUGAGGUGGGGGCCCACCAGGAUGAGCAAGCUGCCCUGGGAGCUGACUCGAGACUUGGAGCGCAGCCUGCCCGCCGUGGCCUCCCUGGGCUCCUCGCUGUCCCACAGCCAGAGCCUCUCCUCGCACCUCCUUCCGCCGCCUGAGAAGCGAAGGGCCAUCUCUGAUGUCCGCCGCACCUUCUGUCUCUUCGUCACCUUCGACCUGCUGUUCAUCUCCCUGCUCUGGAUCAUUGAACUGAAUACCAACACAGGCAUCCGUAAGAACUUGGAGCAGGAGAUCAUCCAGUACAACUUUAAAACUUCCUUCUUCGACAUCUUCGUCCUGGCCUUCUUCCGCUUCUCUGGACUGCUCCUGGGCUAUGCCGUGCUGCGGCUCCGGCACUGGUGGGUGAUUGCGGUCACGACGCUGGUGUCCAGUGCAUUCCUUAUUGUCAAGGUCAUCCUCUCUGAGCUGCUCAGCAAAGGGGCAUUUGGCUACCUGCUCCCCAUCGUCUCCUUUGUCCUCGCCUGGUUGGAGACCUGGUUCCUUGACUUCAAAGUCCUACCCCAGGAAGCCGAAGAGGAGCGAUGGUAUCUUGCCGCCCAGGCUGCUGUUGCCCGUGGACCCCUGCUGUUCUCCGGUGCUCUGUCCGAGGGACAAUUCUAUUCACCCCCAGAAUCCUUUGCAGGGUCUGACAAUGAAUCAGAUGAAGAAGUUGCUGGGAAGAAAAGUUUCUCUGCUCAGGAGCGGGAGUACAUCCGCCAGGGGAAGGAGGCCACAGCAGUGGUGGACCAGAUCUUGGCCCAGGAAGAGAACUGGAAGUUUGAGAAGAAUAAUGAAUAUGGGGACACCGUGUACACCAUCGAAGUUCCCUUUCAUGGCAAGACGUUUAUCCUGAAGACCUUCCUGCCCUGCCCUGCGGAGCUCGUGUACCAGGAGGUGAUCCUGCAGCCCGAGAGGAUGGUGCUGUGGAACAAAACAGUGACUGCCUGCCAGAUCCUGCAGCGAGUGGAAGACAACACCCUCAUCUCCUAUGACGUGUCUGCAGGGGCUGCGGGCGGCGUGGUCUCCCCAAGGGACUUCGUGAAUGUCCGGCGCAUUGAGCGGCGCAGGGACCGAUACUUGUCAUCAGGGAUCGCCACCAUACACAGUGCCAAGCCCCCGACGCACAAAUAUGUCCGGGGAGAGAAUGGCCCUGGGGGCUUCAUCGUGCUCAAGUCGGCCAGUAACCCCCGUGUCUGCACCUUUGUCUGGAUUCUUAAUACAGAUCUCAAGGUGGGGUGCUGGGGGGCUGCCAGGGCCGCCUGCCCCGGUACCUCAUCCACCAGAGCCUCGCAGCCACCAUGUUUGAAUUUGCCUUUCACCUGCGACAGCGCAUCAGCGAGCUGGGGGUCCAGGCGUGACUGUGCCCCCUCCCACCCUGCAGGCCAGGGUCCUGUCGCCACCACUUCCAGAGCCAGAAAGGGUGCCAGCUGGGCUUGCGCUGCCCACAUAGGACCUGGCCCCAGGCUGUCACCCUCCACCGAGCCACGCAGUGCCUGGAGUAGACUGUCUGAGCAGGCUGUGGGGUGGAGCACUGGACUCCGGGGCCUGCUGAUGUUUACAUGGCGCCCUGCCUCCUGGAGGAGCAGAUUGCUGUCCCCCACCUUGCCAGGGCAGGGUCUGGGCUGGGCACCUGACUUGGCUGGGGAGGCCCAGGGCCCUGGGCAGGGCAGGGCAGCCUGUCACCCAUGUGAAGAUGAAGGGGCUCUUCAUCUGCCUGCGCUGUCAUCGGUUUUUUUAGGAUUAUUGAAAGAGUCUGGGACCCUUGUUGGGGGGUGGGUGGCAGGUGGGGGUGGGCUGCUGGCCAUGAAUCUCUGCCUCUCCCAGGCUGUCCCCUCCUCCCGGGGCCUCCUGGGGGACCUUUGUAAUUUAAGCCAAUUAAAAACAUGAACUAAAAAAAAAA